Trifolium pratense (red clover) is the source of this 931-nucleotide messenger RNA. RefSeq names its product 60S ribosomal protein L18a-like protein. Bases 240 to 530 code for a protein of 96 amino acids. The record is from RefSeq and is a predicted model, not a curated record. The transcript has 4 exons. Lineage: Eukaryota; Viridiplantae; Streptophyta; Magnoliopsida; Fabales; Fabaceae.
AAGAUUCAUGAAAGAUAUGAGUCAUACGACGUCGUAUCCAGUCGUGAAAACACAAGCUCGAGAAAAUCGAGAGUUUCGACUUCACCUCUGCACACUUCACUCAACUUCACUGUCGUUAUUUGUUCACUCUUUCCAUUUAUACCCUCACCGUCAUGUAGAAAAGAAGCUCUUUUUUCUUCUUCAGAAUCCAAUUUUUCUUAAUUUUUCUGCUUUAAUUUCACAGGGAUAUAGGGCGCUAGAUGGAUACAGAGAACGAAAGAAAGGGCGAUUAUGCUCCUAUCAGAGAUCCAGAGUACCCACAAUUGGGAAAAUUUGACAAGCCACUUCCAUGUUUUGGCUGUGGAAUUGGAUGGUUCUCUUUUCUGCUAGGAUUUGUAUGCCCAUUGAUGUGGUAUUAUGCUACAAUUCUCUACUUCGGAAAUUACUACCAUAAGGAUCCAAGGGAGCGUGCCGGACUUGCUGCUUCUGCUAUUGCUGCCUUGGUCUGCACAAUUACUGUGGUGAUAACAAUACUUGUGAUUAUCUUGUAGUUUUUUUACUGUCAAUUAUAACCCAAAUGUAAUCAUUUAGCCACGGAGAAAAUGAAAAUCGCUUCAAAAAUCAGCUUCUACAAGAGGAAAGCAAGGCGUAUUCAGACGGUAGAUAAAGUUCCUGGCAUGCAAAGCUAGUUAAGUUUGCAUUCCGUGAGGGCAUAAAGCUCGCCUUCUAUUUCCUUAUUAUAGGCGUACGAUGUAACUAACUAGAUUUUCUGUUGUAAUUUUAUUGAAGAAGGUUGUUGAUUCUCAUUAACUUAUUUUAGUAGGCAUGUAUGUAUCUUUGGGAUUGCAAAUUAGUUGCUAAUUUUAUCUUUGGGAUUGUUCUUCUGUCAACAAUGCUCUAGAGUGAUUUUUCUCCUUCAAAUUCAUUAUUAUUAAACCCUUCCUUGGAACAA